AUCAACUAUGUAUUUCUUGUCAAGGUUGUCCUAAUCCAAGGUUUCUCAAAGCUAGUUAUUUAAUCAGAAAAAAAGAAUAAAAAUUAUGGAAAAAAGGAAAAAAUAAUUAGAGCCAAUGAAAAAAGAAAAAAGGAAAAAAAAUUAUAGAAAAUGACAGCAUGUAUUUUUGAAGAAUCCAAACAACAGUGUUAAGGCGAUGCUUUUUUAAGUAUUUUUCCUUCAAAUAUCAUUAAUUUAUAAUUUUGUUUAAAAAAUUAGGAUGGUACCAAUCUCUGAGUAUUUAUAAAUAACGUAGGUAAUAGAAGAAGAAAUCGCAGGUAGCUCGCUUGGUUAAUUAAUUAGAGAGAUGGUAGCUGCUUAUGGCGAUGGAAACUCUGCAGACCAGUCUUUCUUCAAGACGCCUACCAUCAAGUUUACGAAGUUAUUCAUUAAUGGAGAAUUUGUUGACUCCAUCUCCGGGAAAACGUUUGAGACUAUAGACCCAACAAAUGGAGAGGUGAUUGCCAGAGUUGCAGAGGGAGACAAGGAAGACAUCGAUUUAGCUGUGAAGGCUGCACGAGAUGCCUUCGACAAUGGCCCAUGGCCUCGCAUGUCUGGUGCUGCGAGAGGAAGGAUUCUGCUGAAAUUUGCAGACUUAAUUGAAGAAAACAUAGAGGAAUUAGCAGCAAUUGAUGCGAUGGACGCCGGAAAAUUGUUUAACUGGGGUAAAGCUGUGGAUAUUCCUCAUGUAGCAAGUCUUCUUCGUUACUAUGCAGGUGCAGCAGAUAAAAUCCAUGGAGAUGUGUUAAAGAUGUCGAUGGAGUUCCAUGGCUACACCUUGCUUGAACCCAUUGGUGUUGUAGGCCAUAUAAUCCCAUGGAACUUCCCUAGCACCAUAUUCUUCAUGAAGGUCGCACCUGCCUUAGCCGCUGGUUGUACCAUGGUUGUCAAGCCAGCAGAGCAAACUCCUCUUUCAGCUCUUUAUUAUGCCCAUCUCUCAAAGCUAGCUGGGAUUCCUGCUGGAGUGAUCAAUGUAGUAAAUGGAUAUGGUCCGACAGCUGGUGCUGCUAUUUCCUCUCAUAUGGAUAUUGACAAGGUUAGUUUUACUGGAUCCACAGAAGUUGGACAAAAAAUAAUGCAGGCCGCUGCGAUAAGUAAUUUGAAACAGGUUUCCCUUGAACUAGGAGGCAAGUCACCUCUCUUAAUCUUUGAUGAUGCUGAUGUGGAUAAGGCAGCUGAUCUUGCACUUCUUGGCAUAACGCACAAUAAGGGAGAAAUUUGUGUGGCAAGUUCACGGGUUUAUGUUCAGGAAGGAAUUUAUGAUGAACUCGUAAAGAAAUUGGUGGAGAAGGCAAAAACUUGGGUAGUUGGGAAUCCUUUUGAUCCUAAAUCUCAAUUAGGUCCACAGGUUGAUAAGCAGCAAUUUGAAAAAAUUCUUUCUUACAUUGAACAUGGGAAAAGAGAAGGAGCCACCUUGUUGACAGGUGGUAAGGCUUUGGGGAACAAAGGGUAUUUUCUGCAGCCCACCAUUUUCACCGAGGUUAAGGAGGAUAUGCUAAUAGCAAAGGAUGAAAUUUUUGGACCUGUGAUGUCAUUAAUGAAGUUCAAGACUGUAGAAGAUGGAAUUAAAAGAGCAAACAACACAAGAUAUGGGUUGGCAGCUGGUAUUGUAACAAAGAACUUGGAUGUGGCCAACACAGUUUCAAGAUCAAUCCGGGCCGGCAUUAUUUGGAUCAAUUGUUACUUUGCUUUUGAUAACGAUUGUCCUUAUGGAGGCUAUAAGAUGAGUGGAUACGGGAGAGAUUUUGGAUUAGAAGCCUUACAUAAGUUUCUUCAGACCAAGUCCGUUGUAACCCCCCUUUAUAAUUCUCCUUGGCUAUAAUGAGCUAAAACGGUGUAACGGGGUCGUUCUCUUUCAUGGGAUCAUAAACCAUAAUUGCAGAAUUUUAAUAAAAAGCCUUCUUUUGAGCUUUCCAUUGUAGGCCAUGGAAUAUUCUUGACAUUGCUCCGGCUCAAAAAAGGCCAUGAGGCGAAAGUGAUGGGCAAGGCAUCUCAUUAUGUAUUUUAUAUAUUAUUGAGUUUUGUAAUUAUCGCACUUGUUUUAUUUUAUUAGUAAUAAAACAUAAAUUUCAAUUAAAA
Messenger RNA from Jatropha curcas, 2118 nucleotides. RefSeq names its product aldehyde dehydrogenase 2C4 (gene ALDH2C4). The record is from RefSeq and is a predicted model, not a curated record. Lineage: Eukaryota; Viridiplantae; Streptophyta; Magnoliopsida; Malpighiales; Euphorbiaceae. Gene Ontology annotation, molecular function: oxidoreductase activity, acting on the aldehyde or oxo group of donors, NAD or NADP as acceptor.